AUGAUUAAGCCUUAAAUUAUCGGGAAUAAUCAAAGAGUAGAACAAAUAUCUGAAGAGGAUUUUAUUAAAGCUGCAGCAUAUACUAAAAAGAUAAAUAGAAGAAUACAAUUUGUUUAUUGUUUGUAUGCAUUAGCUGUUCAUAUUUUUCUAAUUGUAGAAGUUUUCAAUCACUAAUAAAUUCCUUCCUAAGUUUGUUCCAUAGCGGCAAGUGGUUUAUUAAUAAUAUAGCAUUUUUAUCAUGGAACAAUUAUUUCCAUAGUGAAUUUAUAUUUAACUUUACCACUCUCUGGGGUAGGUUAUUUUAUAAGCAAAAUGGAACUAGCUAAUACCAUAGCUUUUCUUUUUUAAAUAUGCUUGUGGUUAGGAGAGCAACUCCACCUACUUUCACAAUACAACACUGACAACUUGAUGAAAAAACGACCUGUAGUUCAACAAAUUACUAAUGAUUAGAAUGGUGAAUAAUUAAUAAUCAAAGCAGAUGGGUAGUAAUCAAAUAAACCACUGCGAGAAACUACGAAAGAGAUCAAUGAAUUAGGAGACUCACUUAGUAUAGGUACUAGAUAAAUAAAUAAUAAAUAAUAAGAUGGCCAUUAUGAUAAACAUCAAUAGAACUUGGUUGAUUGA
This is a messenger RNA of Paramecium octaurelia, 624 nucleotides long. Lineage: Eukaryota; Ciliophora; Oligohymenophorea; Peniculida; Parameciidae. The record is from the annotation of a GenBank genome assembly.